This is a messenger RNA of Callithrix jacchus (white-tufted-ear marmoset), 1845 nucleotides long. RefSeq names its product pleiotropic regulator 1 (gene PLRG1). Gene Ontology annotation, cellular component: catalytic step 2 spliceosome; precatalytic spliceosome; Prp19 complex. Gene Ontology annotation, biological process: mRNA splicing, via spliceosome. NCBI's taxonomy places the organism in Eukaryota, Metazoa, Chordata, Mammalia, Primates, Cebidae. Gene Ontology annotation, molecular function: protein binding. The record is from RefSeq and is a predicted model, not a curated record.
AACCAGCGCGCGUGCGCAGAGUUGCGUCACAUCCGCCGCCUGGGUGCCCAAUUCCGGAAGGUGCCGCACAGUUGUGGCGGCGGGUACUGCGUUAGUGAUUAGGGUUUCGUCGCUGCCAGAGGUGGGAUAUACGGCAGCAUCAUGGUCGAGGAGGUACAGAAACAUUCUGUACACACACUUGUGUUCAGGUCGUUGAAGAGGACCCAUGACAUGUUUGUAGCUGAUAAUGGAAAACCUGUGCCUUUAGAUGAAGAGAGUCACAAACGAAAAAUGGCAAUCAAGCUUCGUAAUGAGUAUGGUCCUGUGUUGCAUAUGCCUACUUCAAAAGAAAACCUUAAAGAGAAGGGUCCUCAGAAUGCAACAGAUUCAUAUGGUCAUAAACAGUACCCUGCCAAUCAAGGACAAGAAGUUGAAUACUUUGUGGCAGGUACACAUCCAUACCCACCAGGACCUGGGGUCGCUUUGACAGCAGAUACUAAGAUCCAGAGAAUGCCAAGUGAAUCAGCUGCACAGUCCUUAGCGGUGGCAUUACCUUCUCAGGCCAAGGCUGAUGCAAAUCGUACUGCACCUAGUGGAAGUGAAUACCGACAUCCUGGGGCUGCUGACCGUCCACAGCCUACAACGAUGAAUUCAAUUGUCAUGGAGACUGGCAAUACCAAGAAUUCUGCACUGAUAGCUAAAAAAGCUCCUACAAUGCCAAAACCCCAGUGGCAUCCGCCGUGGAAACUCUACAGGGUUAUCAGUGGGCAUCUUGGCUGGGUUCGAUGUAUUGCUGUGGAACCUGGAAAUCAGUGGUUUGUUACUGGAUCUGCUGACAGAACUAUAAAGAUAUGGGACUUGGCUAGUGGCAAAUUAAAACUGUCAUUGACUGGGCAUAUUAGUACUGUGAGGGGCGUGAUUGUAAGCACAAGAAGCCCAUACCUAUUCUCUUGUGGAGAAGACAAACAAGUAAAAUGCUGGGAUCUUGAAUACAAUAAGGUUAUAAGGCAUUAUCAUGGACAUCUAAGUGCAGUGUAUGGUUUGGAUUUGCACCCAACAAUUGAUGUGUUGGUAACCUGUAGUCGAGAUUCAACUGCACGGAUUUGGGAUGUGAGAACUAAAGCCAGCGUACACACAUUAUCUGGACAUACAAAUGCAGUUGCUACAGUGAGAUGUCAGGCUGCAGAACCACAAAUUAUUACAGGAAGCCAUGAUACUACAAUUCGAUUAUGGGAUCUGGUGGCUGGAAAAACAAGAGUGACUUUAACAAAUCACAAAAAAUCAGUUAGGGCUGUAGUUUUACAUCCAAGACAUUACACAUUUGCAUCUGGUUCUCCAGAUAACAUAAAGCAGUGGAAAUUCCCUGAUGGAAGUUUCAUUCAAAAUCUUUCUGGUCAUAAUGCUAUUAUUAACACGUUGACAGUAAAUUCUGAUGGAGUACUUGUAUCUGGAGCUGACAAUGGCACCAUGCAUCUUUGGGAUUGGAGAACUGGCUACAAUUUUCAGAGAGUUCAUGCAGCUGUGCAACCUGGGUCUUUGGACAGUGAAUCAGGAAUAUUUGCUUGUGCUUUUGAUCAGUCUGAAAGUAGAUUGCUAACAGCUGAAGCUGAUAAAACUAUUAAGGUAUACCGAGAGGAUGACACAGCCACAGAAGAAACUCAUCCAGUCAGCUGGAAACCAGAAAUUAUCAAGAGAAAGAGAUUUUAAUGAAUGUGGAAUUUUCUUUUUUUUUUUUUUUUUUUUUAAACAUGGCGUUGAUGAAGAUAUCCAGUCAUUUUGUGCUCUGGCUGGGAGUAUAAAGCAGAAAUUCACUUGCUUCAAUCAUUGCUGCUUCAUAUUUUACAAUAAACUGUCCCCUGUCCCCUA